CAGUGUUGCAAAACACCGUCGGUAACAGCGCCCCGUGCAAUGUGAACGUAUGACGACUUCUCGACCAGGGCUGCCAACUAUCGAUAAAUAAUCGCCUAAUUCCUUAGCAUAGUAAACAUGAACUUCUGAUAAAUAAAAUGGAACUCCUGAACGAAGAUGCACUGAACCCGGUUGCCAAGACGGCAAAGAGUGGGAUGUCCACUGGCGGAAAGAUCCUGAUAGCGGCAACCGGCGGAGUAGGCAUCGGCCUGUCGAUUGUUUGCACUUCCUUUGUCGCGCCGGCAUUCCGGAGGAUUUGUUUGCCGUAUGUGCCAGCGACGACCGAGCAAAUACAGAAUGUUUUAAGCUUCCUGCCCAAGAAUUCGACCGGAAAAUUGCUGGACAUUGGCUCCGGAGACGGACGAAUCGUAGUGGCUGCGGCACAGCACAACAGGGCACUACGGACAGACGGUGUGGAGCUGAACCCAUGGCUGGUCUACUACUCACGCCUGGCUGCAUUGCGUCACGGGGUUUCCACUCAGACGAGGUUUUUCCGGCGAGAUCUCUGGAAGUUCGAAAUAAAAGACUACAACUUCGUGGUCAUUUUUGGGGUUGAGCAGAUGAUGCAGGAUCUAGAACACAAACUCAUCGCCGAGUGUCCACACAACACCAAGAUUAUAGCCUGUCGCUUUCCACUGCCCAGCCUGGAGCACGUGAAGAUUAUAGAGGACGGAGUAAACACCGUCUGGUUCUACGACCUCAGCAAAAGCUAGCAAGUGUUAUUAAAUUGGUAUUUUUAUUGUUUCCCUCAGUAA
Molecule: messenger RNA, 794 nt
Organism: Drosophila santomea
Lineage: Eukaryota; Metazoa; Arthropoda; Insecta; Diptera; Drosophilidae
Product: ATP synthase subunit C lysine N-methyltransferase
Exons: 2
Coding region: 138-752 (204 amino acids)
Biological process (GO): regulation of mitochondrial ATP synthesis coupled proton transport; peptidyl-lysine trimethylation; positive regulation of proton-transporting ATP synthase activity, rotational mechanism
Cellular component (GO): mitochondrion
Molecular function (GO): protein-lysine N-methyltransferase activity
Source: RefSeq, a predicted model, not a curated record